Protobothrops mucrosquamatus (brown spotted pit viper) is the source of this 819-nucleotide messenger RNA. Its product is annotated as rano class II histocompatibility antigen, A beta chain-like. The transcript is spliced from 6 exons. Gene Ontology annotation, cellular component: MHC class II protein complex; membrane. Gene Ontology annotation, molecular function: MHC class II protein complex binding. The record is from RefSeq and is a predicted model, not a curated record. The annotation marks the transcript as partial. NCBI's taxonomy places the organism in Eukaryota, Metazoa, Chordata, Lepidosauria, Squamata, Viperidae. Gene Ontology annotation, biological process: peptide antigen assembly with MHC class II protein complex; immune response; antigen processing and presentation of exogenous peptide antigen via MHC class II.
ACCCCCAACAAGGGGGAAUCCUGCUGGAACCGACAGUUCCCCAUCCCUCCUCCAGGGGGCGCCUUCCGGCAGUCCCUCGCAGCAGCCCAUUUCCUGCUCCAGACGAAGCACGAGUGCCAUUUCUUCAACGGGACGCAGCAGGUGCGACUCCUGGACCGGGACAUCUACGACCGGCAGGAGAUCGACUACUACGACAGCGACCUCGGGAAAUACGUGGCCGUCACUCCGUUGGGGCAGCCCUCUGUGGACAAGUGGAACAGUGAUAAGGCCUUCAUGCAGUACAAAAAGGGCCAAGUGAAUCGCUUCUGCCGAUACAACUACGAGGGUCUCCAGAGAAAUUCUGUGAUUGGCCGGAGAGGACUCUCCUGGAGAAAGAUUUCCCCCUUUUGUAUUCUGUGCUCUCCGAUCUACGAAAUUUAUGCAUUGCUGGAUCCCACUUCCCCCCUCACCAUCCUCCUCUGCACCGCCAGGGGCUUCUACCCUGUGGAGAUCAAGGUCCGGUGGCUGAAGAAUGGGCGGCUGGAGGAGGAGGGCGUGGCCUUUGGGGAGGAGCUCCAGAAUGGAGACUGGACCUACCAGCUCCAGGUGAUGCUGGAGACCCAGCCCCAGCGGGGGGACGUCUACACCUGCCAGGUGGAGCACGCCAGCCUGGAGGCCCCCAUCACCGUCCAAUGGGAGCCCCGUUCCUCCAACUCUGCCAAGAGCAAACUCUGGACAGGGAUCGUGGCAGCCGUGAUCGGGGUGAUCUUCUUUGCCAUGGGGCUCUCCCUCUACCUGAAGAGCAAGACAGGUGAGCAACUCCUAUCCAGCCUCCUUCAG